AUGUUUCGACCGCCACCCUUUCGAUGCCCGCCGCCCCGCUCGAGCGUGCUGCUACACCUUCGCGCCCGCCCAUCGCCAUCCCUGGUCGCUGCCACGCGGCACGCCGAGGCCUACACACCCGCUCCCAGCCGCACCGUCCCGAGGCUAGCACGCCUCGCAUCCACCGUCUCCACCCCUCCGGCCGCAGCCGCCCGUGGCCCAUCACCUGCACCACCUGCGGAACAGAACAAGCCCAAGCGCGCGCCACCGAGAAAGAGGCGCAUCGGGACCACGUUACUCCUCCUCUCCAUCGCCACCGGCGUGGGCUACAUCAUCGACGAGCACUUCAACGCGCGCACCGCACAGCGCAACCUCCUCACCGCCUGGACCGGCAUCCAGAUCGCACUCGACUACAAAUUCAACUUCGACAAGGACAGCCUCGAAAGCAUCACGGCGCUCCACGAGCGCUGCGCGGAUCGGCUCCUGUUUGUCUGCGAGAAGAACCAGGGACUCUACGUCAAGCUCGGCCAGGCCAUCGGCGUCCAGGCCGCCAUCCUGCCGAAGCCGUACCAGCGCCUCUCGAAGCUGCUCGACAACGCCGAGCGCCUGCCCUACGAAGAGGUGCGCAAGGUGCUCGUGGCAGAGCUCGGAGCUGAGCCCGAAGACGUAUUCGCCGCAUUCGACAAGACGCCCGUCGCCGCCGCCUCGGUCGCGCAGGUGCACCGCGCGCGCCUCAAGCCGCCACCCGGUUCGCCCGAGGGCACCCUGGGUCCCGAGGUGGCCGUCAAGGUGCAGCGCCCCAACAUCCGCAAGUACGCAAAGUGGGACCUCUGGAGCUUCCGCAUCCUCCUCUUGCUCUACGAGCGCAUCUUUGAGCUGCCCCUCAGCUUUGCCGGGCAGUACAUCAGCGACCAGAUCGAGCAAGAGACCCUGUUCAAGCACGAGCUCGAAAACUCGCUGAGGGCCAAAAGGGCUAUUGAGACGGAUCCGGAAAAGAUUGUGCGCAAGACGUGCUACGUCCCAAAGAUGUACGAGGACUUCUGUACGCAGCGGGUCCUGGUGAUGGAGUGGAUCGAUGGCGCGUGCCGCAUGACGGACCGGCCACGGCUCGAGGACGAGAUGGGCCUCAACGUCAAGGCCGUCUCGAGGAGCGUGUGUGAGGCCUUCUCGUCGCAGAUCUUCCAGCACGGCUUCGUACAGGCCGACGGGCAUCCCUCCAACGUGCUGGUCCGCAAGCACCCGAACGGCAAGCGCGGCCAGCACCAGAUUGUGCUCAUCGACCACGGCCUCUACGUCGAGCUGAGCGAAGACUUCCGCAGAAAGUACGCGCAGCUCUGGAAGGCCAUCUUCACCUUUGACCUGCACACGCUCGACGACAUCACCCGCAGCUGGGGUAUGGGCGAGGACGCGUCCGAGCUGUUUGCCUCGGCCACCCUGCUUCGACCUUGGAGCAAGCCCAAGAAAAAGGGAGAUGGGGAGCACAAGGGCGCCCACGCCCACAAGAGCGACCUCGAACUGCAGAGGGAGAUGAAGGAGAGGCUCAAGAACUUCCUGGUCCACGUCGAGCUGCUACCCAAGGAGCUCAUCUUUGUGGGUCGAUCGAUGCGCAUCCUCCAAGCCUCGAACCAGAUGCUCGGAUCGCCCGUCAACCGACUCAACAUUAUGGCCAAGCACGCCUCCUCGGCCCUCAUAUCGCCCUACACCCCCUCGCUCUUCCGCGUCUUUUUCCCACUCCACCACCCCACGACGAGGGCCCCGACUGAAGCCGGCUUGGCAAAGAGGAUGGCGGAAUGGCUGCGCGACCGCGUCGAGUUUGUCAAGUUCCGCUCUACCCUCCUCGUCCUCGACCUCGCAUUCUGGGCCAGCGGACUCAGGUACUGGAUCAAAUUCCUCGUCAGACACCCCAUCAAGGCCGUCUCUGGUUCCCGCGACGACGAGGAAGGAGGCUUCGAAGAUGACCUCGAGCGCCAGAUGCGCAAGAUGGCCAAGGACGAGUUUGGCGUCGAGCUCGACGAGGGCGCCUUUAUCGGCUAG
Pseudozyma flocculosa PF-1 is the source of this 2013-nucleotide messenger RNA. RefSeq lists its product as uncharacterized. NCBI's taxonomy places the organism in Eukaryota, Fungi, Basidiomycota, Ustilaginomycetes, Ustilaginales, Ustilaginaceae. The transcript has 9 exons. The record is from RefSeq and is a predicted model, not a curated record. The coding region runs from base 1 to 2013 and encodes 670 amino acids.